This is a messenger RNA of Xyrauchen texanus (razorback sucker), 9512 nucleotides long. It is a transcript of the gene roraa, whose product is annotated as RAR-related orphan receptor A, paralog a. Gene Ontology annotation, cellular component: nucleus. The record is from RefSeq and is a predicted model, not a curated record. Lineage: Eukaryota; Metazoa; Chordata; Actinopteri; Cypriniformes; Catostomidae. Gene Ontology annotation, biological process: regulation of transcription by RNA polymerase II. The transcript is spliced from 11 exons. Bases 77 to 1636 code for a protein of 519 amino acids. Gene Ontology annotation, molecular function: RNA polymerase II cis-regulatory region sequence-specific DNA binding; zinc ion binding; nuclear receptor activity.
UCUCAGCUCUGAAACUCAUCGCGGCGCAUCGUCAGACACCAGCAAUAGCUCCAAAAAGAAAUCUUAAAAAUACAACAUGGAGUCCCCUCCAGAUCCAGCGAGCGACCCGGGCAACGGCAUCUCAGAGCCGGUUACCCCGGUCAGGGAAACCCCGGUAAACCUGGAGACCCACCGCAAAGCUGAACACCAAGCCCCGGUGCGCAGGCAGAGCUGUUCCAGUACCAACAGAGGUAUUUCAGUAACCAAGAAGACACACACUUCUCAAAUCGAAAUAAUUCCCUGCAAGAUCUGUGGAGACAAAUCAUCAGGCAUCCAUUAUGGCGUGAUAACGUGCGAGGGCUGCAAGGGUUUCUUCAGGAGGAGUCAGCAGAGCAAUGCGGCAUACUCUUGCCCACGUCAGAAGAACUGCCUGAUUGACCGCACCAGCCGGAACCGCUGCCAGCACUGCAGGCUGCAGAAGUGUUUGGCCGUGGGCAUGUCACGUGAUGCGGUGAAGUUCGGCCGUAUGUCGAAGAAACAGCGGGACAGCCUGUAUGCAGAGGUGCAGAAACAUCGGCUCCAACAGCAACAGCGGGACCACCAGCAGCAGCCCGGAGAAGCAGAGCCCUUAACCCCAACUUACGGCCUCUCCACCAAUGGCCUGACUGAGCUCCAUGACGACCUGAGCGGCUACAUGAACGGCCACACACCUGACGGCACCAAGCCAGACUCGGGCGUCAGCAGCUUCUACCUGGACAUCCAACCCUCACCCGAUCAGUCCGGCCUGGACAUCAAUGGCAUCAAGCCAGAGCCUAUCUGCGACUUCACCCCUGGCUCAGGCUUUUUCCCCUACUGUUCCUUCACUAACGGCGAGACAUCCCCCACAGUCUCCAUGGCUGAGCUAGAGCAUCUGGCCCAGAACAUUUCCAAGUCCCACAUGGAGACAUGUCAGUACCUGAGAGAAGAGCUUCAGCAAAUGACCUGGCAGGCUUUCCUACAGGAGGAGGUGGAGAGUUACCAGAACAAGCCCAGAGAGGUCAUGUGGCAGUUGUGUGCCAUAAAAAUCACAGAAGCCAUUCAGUAUGUGGUGGAGUUUGCCAAGCGCAUCGACGGCUUCAUGGAGCUCUGUCAGAAUGAUCAGAUAGUGCUACUCAAAGCAGGCUCUUUGGAGGUGGUGUUCGUGAGAAUGUGCCGUGCCUUCGACCCUCAGAACAACACAGUCUAUUUUGACGGAAAGUAUGCUGGGCCUGAUGUGUUCAAAUCAUUAGGCUGCGACGACUUGAUCAGCUCCGUCUUCGAGUUUGGGAAAAACUUGUGUUCUAUGCACCUCUCUGAAGACGAGAUUGCCCUGUUCUCUGCCUUCGUGUUGAUGUCGGCAGACCGGUCCUGGCUCCAAGAGAAAGUGAAGGUGGAGAAACUCCAGCAGAAGAUCCAGCUGGCCCUCCAACAUGUUCUCCAGAAGAACCGCAGAGAGGACGGCAUACUGACAAAGUUGAUAUGCAAAGUCUCCACACUGCGCGCUCUGUGCAGCAGGCAUACGGAAAAGCUGACGGCAUUCAAAGCAAUAUACCCAGACAUUGUCCGUGCCCACUUCCCCCCAUUGUACAAGGAGUUGUUCGGAUCAGACUUUGAGCAGUCCAUGCCUGUGGACGGGUAGUGCUUCCCCAUGCCCAUCCCACCCACAGGAAUUCACACCGUGGGGAAUGUCAAGCAUAAAUCUGAGACACUUUACCAGUGCCCUGCACAUACACACACCUGGACGGCUGACACACUGCGCGCACACACUUUUCUCUCUAUUUUUCUUUGUGUGUGUUUUUUUUUUUUUUUUAAUGGGCUGGGGUUGACUCCAGUGGUUUAUUUUUGGGGUUUGUUCCCUCCUUUUACUGACAUAGGUGGGAUUUGGAGCCCAGAGGAGUGGAUGAGAAGAUGAAGACACUUGUUUUUCAUAUGCUCCCUCUCUCUCACUCCCUCUCUCUCUCUCUCUUUCUUUGGCUGAACCUGUAAGGUCCAUGCAUACGAUUCAAGAGCGGUCCCAUGGCGAUUUGUCACGAUCAGCAUAAAUUGUUUUGGCUUGUUUCCAAAUUGGAAAACGAUUCCCAGAGCACAUUCUCCUGAAUCCAGCAUUUUAAACGUUUUUAGUUGUAGCAACAGAAUUUACAGGCCUUUUCAAGCCAAGAAGAAUGAAACAAAAAUGUUUUUAGAAAUACAAUCUGUAUAAUUGUAUACAGGCUAAUCUGUAUACAAUCACAAGUCUGUAUAAUCUCAACCAUUUGAGAAAAGUCUACGUAGAAAUGUACGUAGCUUGUGGUCCGUUAGGUAUGCAUGGUCCUGGCUCAGCCAUUAAUUUCCUUCUUUGCUCUUGAUUUUUUUGACAAGUCUUGAUGUCAGACUAUAAACCAGCAGCGAACAAAGAAGAUUACGACAUAAGAGGAAUACAGGAGAUAAAGGAGGGAGGGAUGGAGAAGGAGUGUGUAGCAGAGCAAGUUGCCAUUUGGUGAUGCAAAGCAGCACCUUUCUACGGACAAUCGUCAAAAAAAAAAGAAAAAAAUGAAGGCAGAAUUCUGGUAAUUCUAGUUAAAACAUCGCAAAAAGCGCAAUUACUUUUAUCUGUCAGAGACUCCAUCUACCGUAGUUGCUUAGUGAUAUCAUUUAAGGCCAUCUGCUAUUAAGUCCCUCUCUGGAAUGGUGUUAAUGUAAUGCAACGGUCUGGCCACCAACAUCGAUGCAAUGCAAGGGUCCAUUCCACCUGUUUUCUAACGUGUUACAGGGUAUACGGUCAUAAGUAUAAACUAUACAGAAAAAAAUCAUGUUUAUAGAAUCUAUUUUAAAUAACAUGUAUGAUAUUAGUAGCUAGACUAUUCUUAAUUGUGAAAAAUGGAUAAGGCACUUUUAUUUGCACCUUUCUUUAAUUUAAGACUUGUAUAUUUACCUAGUGAUGUGUUGCAUGUAUAAAUACCACGGUUAUGGAGAACGAGUGCUAGAAAACCCUAAUGCUGCUGAGGGUGGGUGGGUGUGUGUUUGUGUGCGUGUUUGUGUAUUUAUUUGCGCAAGCUGGAGGUUGGUGCUGGGCAAAGGAUGAUCACAAGCAUUUUGGGAGGGAGCUAUUUUUGAAACAGCUUCUAUGCUGGAAAACUGUUUCUAGAUCUGCGUUGCGUUUUCCGCACACAGCAUGAGAAUUGCAUUUUUUUCUUAACAUACAGCACCCACAUAGUAACGAUGCCUCAAUCCAAGUAAGUUUCAAUUUCAACAUGUAAUCAAAAUUCAAAAUGUGGACUACCAAAUUAUUGGAAGGCAUGUUGAAAAUGAAAAUUCUCUCAUAAUUUCCUCACCCUCAUGCCAUCCCAGAUGUGUAUGAAUUUCUUUCUUCUGCUGAACACAAAUGAAGAUUUUUAGAAGAAUAUCUAAGCUUUGUAGGUCCAUACAAUGCAAGUGAAUGGUGGCCAGAACUUUGAAGGUCCAAAAAGCAUAUUAAGGCAGCAUAAAAGUUAUCCAUAUGACUCUAGCGGUCUUCUGAAGUGAUAUGAUAUGGGUUAUUUUUUACUAUAAAUCUCCACUUUCACUUUCACAUUCUUAUUUGUUUUUGGUGAUUUGCAUACCACCACCUAUUGGGCAGAGAGGAGAAUUUAUGGUAAAAAAAGGAAUUCAAUAUUAAUCUCCUUCUCACAAACACCUAUCAUAUGGCUUCUGAAGACAUGGAUUUAACCACUGGAGUUUUAUGGAUUACUUUUAUGCUGCCUUUGUGCAUCUUUGGACCUUCAAAGUUCUGGCCACCAUUCACUUGCAUUGUAUACAGAGCUGAAAUAUUCUUCUAAAAAUCUUCAUUUGUGUCCUACACAUCUGGGAUGGCAUUAGGUUGAGAAAAGUUACAUUUUUGGGUGAACUAUGCCUUUAAAGGUUUGAAGCACUAAAGGGUCUAUCAGGGUAUAAGGGUCUGUUUUUGAAUGGCAGUUUAAUGCGUUUGUUUUAUAGGACACUUGUUCCAUUAAAACAAAAGGGUUUGGGGUCUGUUCAUGAAUUGCACAGCCAUUUCAAUACGUCAGCCUCUGUUCAAUGGUUCCAUCUAGUGGUGGUGCGCCACAUGACCACGGCUUGACAAUUUUACACCUCUCUUGUAGACGAGUCUGAUCUGGUUUAUAAACGGUUGAUCUGGCAAUCUUUUUUGAUCAUCCUUUCAUCCAUUCUUAGAUACACACUCUACUCCAUCUGGACUUGGGAUAAAAGUGUUUUUCAUAUGAAUUUUCUUUUCAAACCAGCUCUUGUGAAGGUCUUUGCCCAGCAACAACGUUUGUCUGGAACGUAAGAGUGAAACACAGAAGAAAAGAAAAAAUAUUCAAAGCCUUGUCUGGUUGAAAUCCUCUAUUUUUUUAUCAUUGUACAGUGCUUAUGGAAGGGAAAGAUGGAAGGAUGAUAUAGCACUUAAUCAUGCAAUAAGUCAUUCGAAUUUGUGUGUGUUUUUUAUGAUUUUUCAAAGAACAAGACAAUGGUAGUAAUAGUGCUAUUUUUUGGAAUACUUAACUGUCAUGUGUCGUGCGUGUUUUUAAGUCUCUUGAAUGUGCCAUAGUGGUCUUUCCUGCUUUUUUAGAGUGAAAAAAAAUAUUUUAACAUUCCAUUAAAACGAUGUUGUGGCAUUUAAAAAACUAAAAAUAAUCCCAAUAUAAUCCAGAAAAAAUACUUCAUUGAUAACUUCAACAGACGUUUUGACACACCUUGAACUGAUCUUGGUAGCUUCUUGCUAUUUUUUAUUUUUCUUGCUGAUAUUUCUUUAGACACUGUUUAUUCCCUAAUCACAUAGUACCUAAUUCCCAUGACACAAAGUAUUUUCCUCAGGGAAGGGUCUGUCUAACUCAAUUCUGUUAGCCAGCUCUAUUUGAUCUCAAUAGCAUGAUCAUGGUCAGUACAGCUAAUUAAAUAUAUUUUAUUAUAUUUAUGCAUACUACAUUAGAAUACUGUUGACAAAAAUAUUAUUCUUGUUACUGGUUGUGAAAUUCAUUGAUUGCAUCCCUCAAAGUCGUGAUUACUACAGUACAUCAUCAAACUGUGAACGACAAUCCCGGAUCAAGUUGAGGUCCUUGUAUAAAAAGGCUUAGGGAAAGUAAUCAGUCACAUAUCAUGCUCACCUAGAAGAUAGCUGUCUAUGUAGAUAAUAAACAACAAGGCAGCUUACUAGGUUUUGGAGCAGAACCUGGGUUCUUGUGCUGACUAAAGAACCUAAUGAUAUGUUAAAACUCCCAAUUGAGAUCGUCUGUUAAAAGCAUAGUUCGCACAAAUAUGAAAAUUCUCUCAUAAUUUCCUCACCCUCAUGCCAUCCCAGAUGUGUAUGAAUUUCUUCUGCUGAACACAAAUGAAGAUUUUAAGAAGAAUAUUUCAGCUCUGUAGGUCCAGACAAUGCAAGUGAAUGGUGACCAAAACUUUGAAGCUCCAAAAAUCACAUCAAGGCAGCAUAAAAGUAAUCCAUACGGCUCCAGUGGUUAAAUCCAUGUCUUCAGAAGCGAUAUGAUAGGUGUGGGUGAGAAACAGAUCAAUAUUUAAGUCCUUUUUUACAAUUAAUCUCCACUUUCACUUUCACAUUCCAAAAGUGAAAAUGAAAGGGAGAUUUAUAGUAAAAAAGAACUUAAAAUGUAUCUGUUUCUCGCCUAAGAGUGAUUGCAUCACUUCAGACGACAUAUAUUAAACCACUGGAAUCAUAUGGAUUAAUUUUAUGCUGCCUUCAUGUGAUUUUUGGAGCUUAAAAAUAAUAUCUCUGUUUAUGUUCAGCAGAAGAAAUACAUUCAUACACAUCUAGAUGGCAACUAUCCCUUUAACAAAACGCCUUCCACUAUUCAGUGGUGCUUUAGCUCAUGCUUUUUAAUAUAGCCGUUUUUCCUCCUGUUUUUCAUCUUUUGCAAUUUGCAUGCUCAUGUUAUAGCCUGUUAUUCACUAGCAUCAGAGCUGUCAGGACAAAAGAAGACAGUAAUGCAUCAUACACGAUGCAAAAGUGUCAUUUAAUUAAAUCGCACCAUAGUCCGCUGGCUUUAUCACAUCACGCUGCAAGCUCCAAGAUCGAAUUCCCUAAAAUCAAACUAAGCAAGAUAACCACCUCAAGCGUACUAAAUGAAUGUGCUACGCUAUUUUCUGGCCAGUUACUUAGUUUUUUCUCUUUAUUGGGAUUACUUUGGGAUGUUCUGAUUGUCACUCAUAAUUGUUUGAGUCUAUGUGCCAAAUACCUCUUCAUGAUUUGCUCCACCUUCAACGUCCGCAUGGGCGAAUUUGCCUAUCGCGUGUAACAAAUACGGGUUUCUACAGGGUAACCACUGCAGUGGACGUCCCCUUUUAAUGAACAAGCUUUGAUGCACAGCAGAUCAUUGUAAUUUUGUUUCCUGUCCAAUUACUCAUAUCGACGUGUCCUGAAGUUAGUUUGUACGACACCUAGAUGCACCACAAAAGCUACUGAAGCAAUCAUGUUUGCCACUUUUUGCAUGCUGUGUUUUGUCAGUGUAGUUUGUAUUAGACUUUUUUUUUCUAAUAGAAGCAAAGGUACUUCAACAUCUCUGGAUCUGUGGUAUUUUAGAUUUGUAAUGAGAAAAGCGGUAUGCUUCUUUUAUUGGUAGAAGAUCCAUCAUUUUCCCCUUGUUCAUUAAUGUAAAUUGGGAAACUAUCUUUUUUAAAUAUGUGGUUUCCUCUUUGUUUAUUCUCGCGAGAAGCAAUAUAUGUCUGAAUGCGGUUGCGAGAGUGCGUUUACAAGAUAUGUGUGUGUUCGUGCUAUGUGUAAUGUAUGCUUAAGGUCAAAACCCAGACAAGGCUUUAAAAGAUAAGAUGCAGCAGGGUCAGAUGGUGAAUUGUAUGUAAGAUCUUAAGUUUUCCCAGGAUUUAAAAUGUUUUAAGUAGCACUGAGCUUGAACCCUUUGAAUAGCUGAACAAGCAUGACACAAUGCACAUCAGUGUUAACGAUUCAAUUAGAUUAUGCAAACAGGCCUAUGCACUCACGUUUUACGUAAACCGUUUUAAUUCUGUAAACUUUAGCGAAGGCACUUAAAUAUUCCAAUAUUUACGAUCAACGGAUUUAAUGUGUCAUGCUUGUGGUGGCAUUUUGAUUUAAGUUUAAAGUGUUACUAAGAUGUACAUCAAUCAUUUGCAUUCUUUUCUUCUUCUUUUUUUUAAAUGAGAGUUUUCUUUCCAAAAGCACAGCUGAUAUGUUAUUAAAAAUGAAAUAUGUUUAGAUACAGUAAUAGAAGAAAAGAAAAAAGUCUUUAGCCAUAAUUGAAUGUCAAGCAAUAAUAUAUAUGGUGUAUUAUUAUUCAUUUUUGUGCAUAGACUUUAAACAUCUGCAUGUAAAUACAUUUCUUAUGUAUCGCAUUUGUUCGUUUUUUCGCUUUCUCUUAUUUUGUUUCACUCUCUGGUUGUCAUUUUUGUUUUAUUUGUAUAUUUGACUAGUUCUGUUCCCGGGUGGAGAACUACGAAUGUCAAAUGCCCUGUAAACUGUACAGCUUUAUUUACCUCUCUUCCUCACCUUUUGGCUUUUAAUUCACAAUAUUUAAUGUUCUAUUGAUCACAUGUAUAAAAGUAACUUUGUAACUUCUGUCUGUGUAGGUAAGAUGAAAAUACUGCUAAGACCUGCUCAGUGCAAAUAUUUAUCUGUUUAUCAGAGACAUCUUUCUGUACGAUAUCUCUGUUUUUAGUACACUUCUCUCUUUUAGACUUAGUUUGAUUAGCGGUAGGGUGUGCUGACAUAAACUUUUGUGUUAUACUGAUGUGUGGUGCUAGGUAAGUUACUUUUUGUGAACCAAAAUUAUGGAUUCAUAGACUAGGCCACCCUCUUAGUCCGUUCAUUUCACUGAGUAUUGAUGCAUUAUUGAUAUUAGGACUCGAUAAUUAAUGAUAUUAAUGAUAAAGAUAACGAUAGUGGUAAAUUUAGCUUUCGAAUACCAAGCAAGUACCUGUAUCAGUGUGCUAGUCUUGGGACGUGGCUAGGUUCCUUCUAAGUUUUAAGAUUAUUAGCAAAAGCAGUAUCGGCUAAGUAAAUCUCUAUUCAACAUUGCAUUUCUGAUUCUUUGCAAUGAAGAAGGUUGUUCAUGCUUGAAAAAAAAAAGAAAAUGGAAAAAAGAAGCAGUAUUGUGUUUAUUUUUGAUUGUUCGAACUUGUAGCUGGAACUGAUUCUAAUCCAGUUUGCACACUCAAAACGUUUACCAGUACUUUGUAUCAGACGCUGGAAGGACUUUAGACACACGAUGCCACAAAGUACUGGAUUGUCUUGAUGUUUAGCCACUUUUUGGCUCGCUCCAUUUCUUUUUUUGUUAUUCGUACGCAGCAGUUUCUAAAGACUAGCUUUGCAAGCAUUCCUUUUUUUCUAUUGAACAUCUACUCACUCAUAAGGUCUCAUUAUACACACACAAUGGUUGUGUUAUAACGAAAUUGUACAGGACAAACGCAUUUGUGUGAGGUUUUGUGCAAAACGUCCUGUUUCUCUUUGUAGCAAGGCAGAUUAAACUUGCAAUAAUACAGAGCAAACUACGCUGAGUGCUUCUCAGUGGUGCAGGAUGCAGAAACUAUAUUCAUUCGUUGUUAUUGUUUUCACUGCUCUCGACGUACUCAAAUGACUGUGCUUGUACAUGUAGGUGACUUCUGUCUUGUGUUACCAACCUUUUUUUCAUUGGCUGUCUUUUUAUGUAAAUGAGGUAUUUCAUGUUUGUUCAUAGCCAUGGAAACAGCAUUUUCUUGUCUCCUGUAAUGUCCUGUAUUUCUUACCGACAGAGAUCAGUCGAAGUUCUCAGUCUCAGAUGUUCCUUUUUGCUUCUCCUUAGGAACAACGCAACUGAAACGUGGUCAUGGGACACGCAUUUUUGCGUCCAGUCAAUUGCACUAUGGUUGGAUGUCUGGGUGAAUGGCAGAACUCUGUUUGGAUAUUUGCAGAGACAAAAUGAUGGACAAUAGGCAAUCCACUCUGUUUUCUCCCAUUCACUCCUGCCAAUUAGGCUUAAGUUGAUAAUUACAAAACAAAUGACUAAUGCAAUGUAACUGAAGUGUUCAUUUAUGUAUGUAAACUUAUGCAUACUACGCAUCUGGAUCUAUUUACCAUUGUCUGUUUAAUAUGAGCUGAAUGGGAGGGCUCGGGCAGGACGGGUUGGAUUGUGCUCCUCACACGGCAUCAUCAACUGCGGCGGGAAAAAAGCAUAGAACAGUUUUGGUUGUCACAUAUUUUUACGUCACAUGUUUGUUACUGAUCUUAAAAUGGGGACAGUCGAUCAUGUACCUUUUUAUUCUGCUCUUUGGAACUCUCUUUAGCAGAUAGUCUCUUCUCAAUAGUGGUUUUGCUCCUUCUGUUUGUCCGAUUCUUAAAUAUGAAAAUAAGUAUUUUGAUUCAUUUUGUAAAUACCGCUGUAAAGAAAAAUAAGAAAUUUAAUGUUGUCUUUUAAAUACUUUUCAUUCUAAUAUGAAUGUUGUUAUAUUGUACUUAGAAACUGUACCUUUAAUAUUACCUUUAUUAAAAGUGCAUUGGACACAUCGAUUUUAGAUGUGCUUUAUGUGCUGUUAUCCCAUAAUAAAAUUUACCGCUUGUA